GUAACGCCAUGAGGAAUUCGCGGUUUUGUGCCAUUCUGGCAGUGAUCUCCGCCAUUUCGGUGUCAUAUGUUCUUGCACAGAGAUCCCAACAGUCAGUAAUUGCGGAUUUGGGAAAGUUGAUUGUGGAUAACUGCCCACCUAUGUUGUGCACUGGAUUGGAUUGUGCAGUCGUUACAGAGAGGAACGGGUGCCAGCUCUGCGCAUGUCCAAUCGGAUCUCCAUCCCGUGGAUGUGACCCAAUGCCAUUUAUCCUUUGGCAUGAUCUUAUUGUCAAUGGAUGUCCAAAUGUUACACUCAACAGUCGGGACCCUGCACAGAAAGUUCACAGAUGGUUCAGACGAGUGAAUCGAUUCACGAACACUGAUCAAUGUGAACCCUACAUCUUCCCAUACUGUCCAGAGUUGGAUUUCAAUUUGUGGAGAUCUCCAAGAACUAAACAGGAAUGUGAACUGUACUGCUACUCAAUCGACGAGCAGCGAAAGCGAGGAAUCAUCUAAAGAAAUUCAAAAAAUCGAUAAUUCCAUAUCAUAUGUGUGUGUGUGUGUUUUUCUGUAGAAUUAUUAAUAAGUUAUUGAUUUUUUCCCCAAUUUUCCCAGUUUUGAACCCAAAAAAAUCCAUUUUUCACAAAAAAUCGUCUGUUUUUUAUUGUUGAUACAUUAUAAAUUUACAUAAAAAUUUAUACUUUUUUCU
Caenorhabditis elegans is the source of this 690-nucleotide messenger RNA. It is a transcript of the gene lon-8, whose product is annotated as Protein lon-8. Lineage: Eukaryota; Metazoa; Nematoda; Chromadorea; Rhabditida; Rhabditidae. The record is from RefSeq and is marked reviewed. The transcript is spliced from 4 exons. Gene Ontology annotation, cellular component: extracellular region. Bases 9 to 497 code for a protein of 162 amino acids.